This is a messenger RNA of Pecten maximus, 3568 nucleotides long. Its product is annotated as phospholipid scramblase 2-like. The record is from RefSeq and is a predicted model, not a curated record. Gene Ontology annotation, biological process: plasma membrane phospholipid scrambling. Gene Ontology annotation, cellular component: plasma membrane. Lineage: Eukaryota; Metazoa; Mollusca; Bivalvia; Pectinida; Pectinidae. Gene Ontology annotation, molecular function: phospholipid scramblase activity.
UGCACGCCGGGAAGUUAAGUGAUUCCAUUCGUAAAUUUAUUUUAUAGGAGAGUAAUAAGCGGUACGCACCUUAAAACUUAUGUUCAUGUCUGGGCAAUUACAACUGGUGUGUGUACUUGGAGUCAAUUGGACGUUUUUAACACAUGGUGUAGUUGGAGCGACAUCUUCUGUUUUGUUUGUUUACAUCGACGAUUUCAUACCGAGGAUCAGUGCAUAAACGAUUCGAACUUCACUAAAAGACGUCUGCGAUAUUGUUUACUCUCGUGCAUACUGAUGUUUUGGAUAGUACGGAAUGUAUUCGUCGUUAUACGGAAUUGUGGCAUUACACUGAAGAUUUCCCAAUGUGAUUAAAUAUUACGAGGCAAGAGCUUGUGCUUUGUCUUAUUUCAACAGAUAAUUAUGUCUUCAAAACAACAGAGACAUGUCAAGGGUUUCACCGUCAUUAAAGUACCAGUUAACGGUGGCAAUGCCCAGAUGGAAGCUUCCCUUGUAAACAAAAUUCCAGGUCCACCUCAUCUGAUACAGUGGAUGAAACGACCCGAUUCAAUAGCCGGUUGUCCGAAAGGUCUCGAAUAUCUCACAAAGUUGGAUCAGCUGAUAAUUAAGCAACAAAUGGAAAAUCUCGAAGUGUUCACCGGUUGGGAGGCUGCCAACAAAUACAAAAUUCUAAAUACAAACGGACAACAAGUCUAUUUCGCAGCGGAAGAAUCCGGCAUGUGUGGGCGCCAAUGCUGUGGGUCGAGCCGAGGUUUUAGUCUCCAUAUUACAGACAAUACCGGACAGGAGAUCAUCAAGUGUGUUCGAGAUUUUAAAUGCUGCGUCGGACUAUGCUGGCUGGCUAACUUUGAUGCAUGGGCCCAUGAAAUAGCUGUGGAGGCACCUGUAGGGACAGUUGUGGGAUAUGUACGACAAGAGCGGUCACUGUGGACCCCCCACUAUAGCAUCAGAGAUGCUAGCAGGGAAACUGUAUUUAACAUAAAGGGUCCUUGUUGUGUGGUGAAUGGAUGUUGUUGGGACCAAGAUUUUAUUGUGUGGUCUAAGGACUGGACAGACGAGGUAGGAAAGAUCAGCAAGAAAUGGAGUGGGUUUACAAGGGAGUUAAAUACAGAGGUCGAUAAUUUUGGAAUUAAUUUUCCAAUGGAUUUGGAUGUCAAGUUGAAAGCAGUGAUGCUGGGAGCCGUUUUCCUCAUUGAUUUUAUAUUUUUUGAACAGAAACAGAACUUGCACCAUUGAAACACCAGUGUACCUUGGAUUAUUUUCUGCGGAAAAGAUGGAUACAUGCAAUCUAAUUAUCUAAGCCAUACAAUAUUGAUUGAUCCGACAUCUCAUAUAGAUUUUAUCACUGAUUUCAUUAUCAAUAAUGACACGAUGUCAAAAUACUUCAUUCGUUGUAGUUGCAGCAUCCACUGCUUCUUAAACAGAACAUGCUCUUACUCAAAACAACAUUUGAAAAUGAUAAUACCAUAUGUACAUUAUAUUUGAUAAAAAAAAAGAGCAACAACAUAGUGUAACAAUGUAACAUAUAGGCCGAUUCGGAAUCUAACUCACAAAAUAAGCCGCAUAUAAGAGAUGGAAAAUUAAAAUCAAAGUCGUAAGAACGAGUUUGAUUCGAGGUGUAUCGGUGAAACAAUGACGGUGUCAUUGGUCUUGCCAAGAAAGUGAAGUGACAAGAAAGCAAAAUCUAUUCGAUUGCGAAUAUAAUGUUAUUCUAUUAGCUCAGAUGGUGACAUCAUAAUAACAGAAAUCCAUUAAACAACACAGUAAUAAGAAAUAUCUAAAUUACAGAAAAAAAUAAUGUAGUCUUAAAGUGAUCGCUUAUAAAACCAAAACAAUACUCAUUUUACGGUAUGCAAUUACAGUAAUUAGUUUUUAUUAUAAAUUUAAAAGAUGAAAAGAGAAGCUGAAACUUUUAAGGUUGGUAAAAGCGCAAAGUGUGUAAACAUUUGAUAUUAAAAUACACAACGGCCUUCACUAAGCCAGCUGUGUAUCCAAUUAGAGAGCGAUUGGUCGAUAGUUUAAGCCCCGACGUUGACAUGAUCCCAUGACGUCUGCAUACCGUUUAAAUCAGAGGUUUGCCUCUGAGAGUAGACGGGAUAUGUCGAGAUUGCAAAUUGUUAUAGUUUCACGUACACCUGAGAAACCGUAUACAAAGUAGAUAUUGUUCAUAUUUAUGAUUUUGCAUUGAUGUACCAAUAUUGAUUUAAAAAUGUAUGUAUUCAGUAUCGUGAAUUCAAAUAAUUAAUCAACAAUCUCAAAAACAGAAACUAGUUGUUAUUAUUUAGAUGUUUCUUAAACUAAAAUUAAGACACAUUAUCAGUCAUUGAAUAUUUUAUCUGUGAUGUCUGAAAAAAAACAUGUAUUACUUCCUUAGACACUCUCAAAUAUUAGCGUAUGACCUUGAAAUUACAAUAGCUCUAAGAUGAAUCUAUGGACAUUCAAUGGUUGCCGUGCUGUACAUAUAUAGCAAAUGCAUCAUAACGUAGUGAAAUUUAUACAGUAAGGAGCGCGCUAAACUAAUUAUCAAUCAUGGACGUUUCAUGAGAACAAUGUAGUGUUUACCAACCAAAUACAAAAUAUUAACCGAGGGAGAAGGUCCUCACAUUUUCAAAUUUGUACAUAUCUACAUUAAAUCAAUGAUACUUCUUAACCUAUUAUACAGAAAACAUUUCUUUUUCUUCACAGAGUAUCAUAAAAUAAAACAUUUCAAAAAACACAAAAUACAGAGUUAGAAUAUCCCAAGUUAUCUACUAUCACAAAUACAUCAUCAUGUUUUCAUUUGUGGCUGUCGAUAUACAUGUACAGUAUCUUAUAUAAAAACACAGAGGUCCGAAUGGCCCAGUUCAAAAUUUAUAGAUUACAUGUCGAUAUGUAAUAUAUAUCAACCAGCGCAUGACGGUCGCUUAUCCAAUAAGAACAGGGGAAAAGAGUAAUAUACAUUUAUAUACUUAACAGUUCUAUACAUAAUUUUUGCAAUGCGACACUUGCUAAAUUGUGGUUCAAUCAAGUUAAUGAAGUAUCUAGUACAUUUUCUAUUUUCGUUUGUUUGAUUCCAUGUAGUAAUUGAUCUGUCAAAACCACAUUGAAAUUGAAUUACUGAAAAAUUGACAUAAGCUACUAUCAAUUACAUUCGGUUUGUUGAUUUUGUACGGUUAUCAAAACAAAAGGAAAGGUCGUGUUAUAUCCAAGCGACAUUAUUACAAAUUGUCAAAAUUUCGAGGCACCUGCAUUUUGCCAAAAAUAAGAAAACACCUACAUUGAACAACAAUUACAGAUAGAGCAGCAGACUACAUUGUCGAUCUAAAACAACAAGCAUGCUACUUCAAACCUGAAGUUUAAAUUAUUACAUUUUGAAAAUGAACAAAAUAUUGUGAUAUCGUUUUCUUACACAUAAGCCUAACCGGCAUUUGGCAAACAGAAAAACUAUAGCAAAAAUCUCCACCAUUGAUGGUAUCAAUCCAAUUGCUUCGUCCUAUUUUGCGAAAACAAUAUUUCAUCAACUGGGUAUCUCAUUUAAGUAUUCUGAUUACAAUCUACACGUAUUAUACAUUGUUACAGAAAAGAGUAAAUU